GCCCCCGGCCGGCUCACAGUUACACUGGAGAGGAUGGACCGAAUGCAGCUCAUCUUGGUCUUUGCUUUGGCAGCACUUCUGGGAGCAGCAAUGGCCCAGCCAGAAGAGCAGCCCAUAGCCCUGGAGGAUGUGGCCGAUGUGGGUGGCCAGCAUGCAGAGGAGGGAGAACGUCCGGCCCGUUGGCUAUGGGGCGGCUGGGGUGGAGGAUGGCAUGGAGGCUGGGGCGGCGGUUGGCGUGUUUCGUAUCGCCCCUGGGGCUAUGGCUAUCGCAGCUACUGGUGAUAGCCACUGAGACAAAAAUACAAAUUAACCCAUUCCCAACAACA
This is a messenger RNA of Drosophila guanche, 326 nucleotides long. RefSeq lists its product as uncharacterized. Lineage: Eukaryota; Metazoa; Arthropoda; Insecta; Diptera; Drosophilidae. The transcript has a single exon. The record is from RefSeq and is a predicted model, not a curated record. Bases 34 to 282 code for a protein of 82 amino acids.